AUGGAGGCCUUUGUGGGCGAGCUCAUGAAGAAGGCAGCUUGCCAUCAGCCAAGAAGUAUCUGCCGUUUCCGUGUGGCUGUCCGAGCAGAGGCUCAACUGCGUCGGAGGCUGAAGACUGAAAAUCUAGUGAAAAUCCAGCGCAGUAGCUCCUGGUUUGGGACCAUCUUAGAAUCAGUGGGCAACUUUAAAGUCUUCAUUGAUGAUCCCAACAGCAGCUUUGUGGAGGCCAUUGAUGAGGCUGCAGCUGCCACUUCUGUGAACAAUCUGGGAAGCCAGCAAGCCUUGAAUGCAGAUUACCUGGGUUCUGAGUAUCAGCGUGGACAGCUGUACCCUUUCCCCCUCGACAGUGAUGCCCACAGGGCCACAUUCGCGCUCACAAAUUCGGUUCCAAUGACCCUGUCCUUCCAGGAGCGGUGGUACGCAAAUCUCCACAGCCUGAUGGACAGAGCCUUGCUCCCUCUCUGUGGCGAUGGGGACGAUCUGUAUCUCCUUGCUGGCGCGGUGCCUUCCGAGCGCAGAGUUAAAGACAGAGUGACAGUGCCUGCUUUUGUGUGGCUGGCGGCCUGCUGCGCCGUGCCUGGGGAAGGCUGGGCCAUGGGCUUUGUCAAGCAUGUCCGGGACAGUGACCUCAUAGAAGACGUGAUGGUGAGAGACCUUGAGAAGCUGCUUCCCUCGAGCCCUCAGCUAUUUCAGAACAACUGUGGCGAGCCUGAACAAGACACAGAGAAAAUGAAAAAGAUCUUGGAAGUGGUUAACCAGGUCCAGGACGAGGAGCGGGAGGUGCGCUCUCAAGAGAGCUCUGCUCCCCUCUCCAGCACCCAGAGCGAGGCGGGUGCGCUGUUGGUGCCAGAGGCACCUGAGGAAAGUAGCAGCCUUUUGGGGAAAGUUCUGGGGCUCCUCGCUACCCCGGUCAUCAAGCUUUUCCAGUUAGUUUAUUACCUGGGGGUAGCAGUUCUCAAGAACAUUGUCUGCUUGCUGUGGUGUGUUACCAGGCAGGUGCUCAGCGGCAUAGGAAGCUGCCUUUCCUGCCUGGGCUCCGCCAUUGUGUCCUACUUGGUGGCCAUUGGACAAGAGCUGCUGAGCAUCCCCUGGAAGGUGCUCAGGGUCGUGGGGAAGGUUGUCCGGGCCGCACUCCGGGUCCUUUGCUGCCUGCUGAAGGUGGUCUGCCGCGUUCUGGGUGUGCCCGUGUACAUCGUCCUGGAUGUGGCCACAUUCCCUGUGUACACCAUGGGCGCAGUCCCAGCGGUUUGUAGGGACAUUGCUGUCGGCCUGGGCGGCGCCCUCUCUCUGAUCCUUGACGCUGCUUUUGGCACUAUGGGUGGCCUAUUUCAGGUGGUUUUUAGUGUCUUCAAGCGGGUUGGCUACAAGGUUACUUUUGACAAUUCUGGAGAAUUAUAGAACUACAAAGCUGAUAUUGUAUAGUCACAGUGAAUUUAAUAUUUUAAUAGGAGAAGCCGGAGUAUUUUGUUUUUACAGUAGAUUUCUAUUCACUGUCAGUUAUUAUGUUUUCAACCUUUAUUGGGGGUGUUUGCCUGUUUUUGCAGAGGAAAAUAGCAUAAUUUACACUUGGCCUAAAAAUGCUCAGAACGGGACUUAGUAGUUAGCUGUGCACGUACAGUUAUGUGUGCAGACUUCCAGCCUACUAAUAGCUUCAGUUAUUCAUUCUGAGACAGGUUGAAACCACUGAAACAUUCUGGUGUUAACUUGUGGUAAUUAGAAGUUUCAUCUGAGGGAAGAAUUAGAAAGAGGACAAGGUCAAAGUAAAAGGUCCCCGAGAAAAGGAGAAAGGAAUCUUGUUCAUCCCUUUCUUCCCUUGAGACUUAAGAUGGAAGAGAUCCACGUUUCGGUGGCCAAUUUUGUAGCAUUUGCUCCUCUUCACCCCAACUCAGGUGACUUUGGUGAAGGCAGAUGCUUGUCUGUUGAAGUGACUUCCUUCUGCAUAUGGACUCUGCUAGAGCUCAUCGCUUCCUGUGGUUCUCAAGGACUUGUUAGAUUUAUAUUUUCUUCCAAAAUUGAGUUUUGCUGCAUUUUUCUUUGAGGUAAUUAUAAGCACCUUAUGCCUGUGUGGCAUAACGAAGUUGGAAUGCAGGCUUGGAGUAAAUAGUCCUCGUAGCUGUAAAAAGGGAAAGUGCAGGCGCCAGCCCUGCCCUUGGAGGCAUCCGUAGCCAAGCUGGACUAACUUGACUUACACUGAAUCAAUGGCUGAUAACUGAGCUCGGAGAGCUCCAUGAGAAGGGCAGUAUGAGAAUUCGUAUUCUGCAGCGUACACGAUCUCCCUGAUGCAUCAGAUGCGUACCCAGAGCGGUAAAAUGCUCUCAAGUGACUGUUUUCACAGGACUAUAUAGAAAAAAGACACAAAAUAAAAGAUAUUCUGGCUAUGUUAGAAAAAGAUGUGUCUAAAGAAUUUAAGAACAUUAUUUCCCAGGAGCUUAUUUUUAUUGAGGCUAUAAAGCAUGAUUAUUAAUGAAAAUUAAAUUUGGGAGCUAAUUCUUAAUUUUUUGAUCAAGCACGUGUCAGUUUAAAGUGUGCACUAAAAAUGAUAACAAGAGGAAUCAAAUUUUACUUUGCCUUCCACAGCUGGGAUGGAAUCGCCAGAACUUUUCUAAGUGCUCGGAAGGGCCGCUGUAGGAAAGGGCUGUGUGGAUUCUGAUCUUGGAGCCAUAGCCCGUGAUGAAAACAGUUGAGGGUCCAGCAAGGGAACAGAGAGCAGAGUGGCACCCAUGUGUUUGGGGCUGGUGGGGGAGGGGUAUGAGUGUGACAAGAGGCCCCCUUGCAGCAAGAUUGUUGCCUUACCCCAGAGUGGCGUAGCGCCAGCACGCUGGCGUGCUGCUCAGCUCAGGAUCCAAUCGCAUGGAGGAGUCUGAGCCCCGGCUUGUCUGUGCUAACAACAGACUGAGGUGCACUGGUGUUCUCGAGGACCCCAGGCAGUACUUCCUAACUCUGCUUUGGGGAAAUGAAGGGGGAGGGUUGGCUUUGGGUUCAGUGGGUUCCUAAUGCCGCUAGACGAAAGGAAAGACUUAGAAGUGGCCGCAGACAGCCUGGCCCUCCCGUGUCUGCCGAACCUGACACCCAGGGAAGCCAGCUCAUGGCCCUGAGCGGGUCAGGAGCCACUACCCCCGCCACACACCCCUGGGACGUCUGCUGAGGAGGUGUGUGCUGCGGCUCUGGACUGUCUGCAGGGUGUUCUUCACGUGUCACACAGAUUCGAGGCCCUCAGCGAGCCACUGGAAUUGGCACGUGCGACGAAACGCCAUCCUUGCCUGGGGCCUCCUUCCCUCACAGUUUCCUCAGCCCGUUCUGAGAGGCCCACGGAGGCAUCACGGCAGGUGGGGCCUCGGGGCGCUGUGCAGCGAGCAGGGUGCCCGGACUCCUUUGUGAGAAAUGUCCUCCGCAUCUCACUGGCUGCUCAGUGUCUGUUUAUGCAGCCUGCGUGGUCCUUUUGGACAUCUGGGGAGCCUUAGGGUUGGGCAGUAGAGUCCUGUGCUGUGGAUGGCAGCGUCCGUGGUGCCUCAGGUCCCCAGAACUGGCUGUGCUGGGCUCGGAGCCCCACCCAGCCCUGGGCUACUGGUUUGUUUUCAGGGAGCAACUCGGGUCUUUGAGGUGGAAUUUGGGUGACUGAACCCUGUCUCUGGCUCGAAGGCUUUGCUGUGGCUCUGUUGUGUUUCCAGACCCUGGAGAAGCAGCCAAGUCCGUGUCUGUGGCGCUGAUUGUUCAGCUGUGGAUCAGCCACGCCUCUGGACCUGCUUUUCUGCUGUGCCUGCUCCGUGCCAGCUUCGCCCUCAGCCUCAGCUCUGACGCUGGCUGCACACUGAGGUGGCGGGAGGAGUAGCUGUGAAGCGCGCUUCAGCUCUGUUGCUCCUCAUGCAGCAAGCAUGCGUUUAGUCCUCAAGGCUGCAGAAAUGAAAAAUGCGUGCAUUCCAUCCUGAGGCGUUCGAGAUGGGGUGGGCACAGCCAGGGCGAUCAAGGAAGCCUUAACGGAAUGGGGCAAAACCAACUUGGUAUUUGCAAGCUGUGUACAAUGCUGUGUACCUUGCAGAUGCUCAAUAAAGUAACUACUGGC
This is a messenger RNA of Octodon degus (degu), 4060 nucleotides long. RefSeq names its product endonuclease domain containing 1 (gene Endod1). The transcript has 3 exons. The coding region runs from base 1 to 1398 and encodes 465 amino acids. NCBI's taxonomy places the organism in Eukaryota, Metazoa, Chordata, Mammalia, Rodentia, Octodontidae. The record is from RefSeq and is a predicted model, not a curated record.